GUUCGACCGGCUAGCCAUGGAACGUUACGCGAAUCCUAAAAGGGAAGUAGUCCUGGAUGCCACGAUCCCGUUAAUGCAAAUCUUCUGGGGCGAACAUGACCUUGGGUUAACCCCUCGACAGACUGAUCUUAAAGUGAAGAAGUCUCUCAUUGACGAUAUGAUAUAUAUGGAAUGGAUUAUGGAAAUCCCAAACUGUUCUGGAGAAUUAGUCACUGCAAGAUUUCCGGUACAUCACUUCAUCCGAUGCCUGAUGACUUCACGCAACGACACCGCCAAAGCGCCAGUUGCACUGAUUCUCGAGUUGGCUGAAAGUGGACAUGACGCAAUGAAAAAGUUGAUUCCGGACGUUGUGGCAAAGGUGGCCGACGUUCAUGCAAAAAGAGGAAAAGAUUUCCCGGGUUUGAUGUUUUUCGUGUUGGAUCCGUCGAUCAUGUUUCUCUUCGAAAGUGGAUACUGUCUCUACACGGAUAGUUAUGUGGGACUGUCGAACCUCUUUCACGAGACCUUCGCGAAUCAGUGGGCUAAGCACAACAUGAAUCGAGGAGAAGAUCUGGACGAGGGUGGGGACCCGUGGAGACGACAAUACGAUACCAUGGAGUUCAUCUCCGCUGCAGCUUUCAUGACACAAUUCAAAGCUUAUGGAUUGAGAAACACCGAAUCUGAAUUGAUCUCUAGUGACAAAAGGAAAUCGAAUAUUCGUGUGUUCCUUCCACGCAGAGAGGUCGUAAAGAAACCAAAACGCAUCCAUCACAUGACACGAAAGCUUCUGGAUAAAGCUGGAGAAGGUCUUGACGGGACUGUUGAUGAUGAGCAGUUGGAUGAAUCGGCUGAGCUGGACAACUCGUUUAAUGAGGAGAGAGCCGAAGCAGCUGGAGACGAAGCCGCAGAAGCUCCAGAGCAAGAGCUUGCUCAAGAAGCUCUCGAAGCAGCUGAUCCUGAUGAGCCAUCUACAUCCACGGCGAGAAUCAUCAAGAGACGAGCCAGAAAGUCGGUGCCUGCAGCAGCUGAAGAGCCGUCUACUUCUGGAACUACAUUUCGUGCAAAGAGAACUCGCCAUGAGCCAACCACUGUCUACACUGCUUCACCAAUCAAGUCCAGAACCAAGAGAAAGUAAAUUCUUCGUCAACUGUGAAAAUUGCCAAUAAUUUAUUCAAAUAUCCCCAAAUCAUCAACAAAUAUCCACAUUUAUAUGCAUUAAUUGAAUUUGAAACUUUUAAAUUGCUCCCCAUGAUUGUUGUCUCGUCAUAGAAUUCAUCUAGUUGUCAUGUAGAACAUUUAGAAAAAAUGAGUUGACGUACAAAAUGUACUGUUUUUUUUACCACCUUUUCCCCUCUACUUCCCUUCUGUCAAAUUGCUUUAUUUUUGGUCUUCCCUUCAUCUGAUAACUUAUUCUUGGUGUCCAAGGUUUUUCCUCGCAACUUGCCUUUGAUUUAACUUUUUCAACUUCUUUUACUCCAAUUUCUCUAUUUUUUGCUUUUUGAAUUUUUGUGAGUCUUUAAAAUUGUAUGGUAUGCCUCACUUUCGCCCGUUUUCUGAUUCCACUCCAUUUAAUUUUACUUGUUUUUUCUGAAAAGAUUGGCUAUAAAAAGAGCCUUUCUAGUUAUGAUUUAUUAAUAAUGAACUAUUGUAAUUGGG
Messenger RNA from Caenorhabditis elegans, 1635 nucleotides. RefSeq lists its product as uncharacterized. The record is from RefSeq and is marked reviewed. NCBI's taxonomy places the organism in Eukaryota, Metazoa, Nematoda, Chromadorea, Rhabditida, Rhabditidae. The transcript is spliced from 7 exons. The coding region runs from base 17 to 1114 and encodes 365 amino acids.